This is a messenger RNA of Penicillium robsamsonii, 1596 nucleotides long. Its product is annotated as fungal specific transcription factor domain-containing protein. Gene Ontology annotation, cellular component: nucleus. Gene Ontology annotation, biological process: DNA-templated transcription. NCBI's taxonomy places the organism in Eukaryota, Fungi, Ascomycota, Eurotiomycetes, Eurotiales, Aspergillaceae. The record is from RefSeq and is a predicted model, not a curated record. The transcript has 2 exons. Gene Ontology annotation, molecular function: zinc ion binding; DNA binding. Bases 1 to 1596 code for a protein of 531 amino acids.
AUGCCCACAUUUCUGGUUGCGGAACAAAAUACCGACCUUUCUGCUUUAAUGGACUGGCAAGGUAUUGAAUUAGAUGGCGGGAUGCUGGCAGACAUGGGAAAUAUGUUACAGUUCGAUCUCGAGCCCGCCAGUGCUGACCGGGUCCUCGGCGGCUUCAAAAUGACGAAUCUCGUCUUAGCUGACUUAAAUCAACUAUAUUUUGACCGUCUCCAUGACGUCCUACCCAUGAUACAUCGCCGACGGUACUUUAGCUGGGCAGGUCAGGAGAAGCCAUCUCUUGCUCGAAGCUGUCUCCGGUCCGCCAUGCAUACUGUGGCAGCAGCAAUGUCGACACAAUAUCACAGCCUUGGUGGCGCCCUUUACCAAGAGACGUGCCAAUUACUAGAAUUCCAGUGCAUGCGAACGUUAGCUACAAGUGGUAGUUCUGACAUGUCGUGGCUUACAUCAACCAACAACCCCUGUCCUACACCCUGUAGUGUCAAUGACAAGAUUCCCAUCGAGAUUAUUCAAGCCUGGCUUCUCCUGGCACACUAUGACCUUUUACGCGUUGAUGAGCACCAAGCCAUGGUUACGGCGGGACGUGCAUUCCGACUCGUGCAGCUAGCACGCCUCUACGAUGUCGAUGAGGGCAGCAACGUUGAAGAUAUGUCCAAUAAUCCCGCUGGCCCUGACGAUGACCAGACCGAGGAAAAUCUUGCAUAUGCGGUAGCUGAAGAGAAGAGACGAACUUUCUGGCUCGCCUUUAGCUUUGAUCGCUUUCUCUGCUCACGCAACGAGUGGCCCUUGACACUGCAGGAGGACGCAGUCCGCACGCGUCUCCCCUCCUCGGAGGCAAGCUUUCAGAAUAACGAGCCCACCCAGGUGUGCUUCCUAUCCGAAGCGCUGGCCAUGAGUGGCAGCACCAAUUUUCAUGCGUCCACACUGAUUCCUCUUUCUCCAUUUGCAGAAUGUGUUGUGCUGGCGGCACUGCAUGGUCGGUGCAUGACACAUCGACGAAUGUCGAUGCUAAGCACAGGGACAGCAGCACAAGAAUUUUGGGCGAGGCACGACCAAUUAACAUUGGCUGUAGAGAAACGUGCUCAGAUUCUCGCGCAAAGCCCAUCUCUUAAGACAAUUAAUCGCAACCCCAUGGUGCUCUUCACUCACAUGCUGGCCCAGAAGUCGGUCAUCUAUCUUAGCAGCACUCUCGAAACUGCGCUCUUGCAGCACCAGCAACAACAAGCUGAUGACCGCCAGCUUUUCGCUAGCUCAUACAAGUGGCGAGCUGAGCGGGCAGCGAUCGAAAUAAUGCGCCUUGCCGAGUCAGCUAGGUCACUGGGUUGCUUCAGCGUGCACCCGUUUAUAGCCGACCCGCUUGCUUCUGCUACUGAGUUCUUUAUCCGACGUGCACAGUCUACCAAUAUUGCCAGGGGCUCGGGAAAUUCAAGGAGCAGCAGUAUGAGCGGCAAUGACGGAGAGGUGGAGAGCUUGCUUUUCGUGCUUCGACAUUUAGGCUGCGUGAACAACCUAGCACAAGACCAUCUCAGCACGCUCGAGGCUGAAUAUAGUACAUGGUGUACCGGCGACAGGAGUAUCAACACAAUGAGCAUGAUAUGA